Acanthosepion pharaonis is the source of this 876-nucleotide messenger RNA. Lineage: Eukaryota; Metazoa; Mollusca; Cephalopoda; Sepiida; Sepiidae. The record is from the annotation of a GenBank genome assembly.
AUGAUUAAAGCUAAAGCAGCUACCGUAGUAUCGGCUAAAUGGUUGGCCAGAAAGAUCAGUGAAAAAUCAAGUAUUCGGAUAUUAGAUGGUUCAUAUCAUUUACCAAAUGCUAACCGAAAUGCAAAAGCUGAAUAUCAACAUGAACAUAUUCCAGGGGCAUUAUUCUUUGACAUCGAUGAAUGCUCCGAUGUUGAAAUUCCUUUACCGCACAUGUUGCCAUCAACAAAUCAUUUUGAAAAUUAUGUUGGAAGUACAUUAGGCAUUGAUAAUAACACGCAUGUAGUCAUAUAUGACACUAAUGAAGAUUUUGGUCUUUUCUCGGCACCAAGAGUUUGGUGGACUUUUCGGGUAUUUGGCCACGAUAAUGUUUCCAUCCUCGACGGCGGUAUUCCGAAAUGGCGUAGCUUAGGACUUCCUGUGACUCAGCAACUAAUCACUACACCAAGACGAGUCUUUUCUGCCACUUAUCGUCCCCACUUAGUUAAGAAUUUCGAGCAAGUUGCACAAAAUAUAAACACCCAAGAAUGUCUGGUAGUUGAUGCACGAUCUAAGGAAAGAUUUGAAGGUACUGGUCCAGAACCUCGUCCGGGUAUAAGAUCUGGGCAUUUUUCUGGUGCUCGUAAUAUUCCAUUUCAAAGUAUCAUGGACCUUUCAACAAAGACUAUCAUGGACACAAAUCAGUUGAUUAAACUGUUUCAAGAAAACAAUGUGGAUUUAAAUCAACCAUUGUUUGCUUCCUGUGGAACAGGUUUGACUGCUUGCUGCAUUAGCCUGGCUGCUUUUUUGUGUGGUAAAGAAGAUGUUGCUGUCUAUGAUGGCUCCUGGACUGAAUGGGCACAAAAAGCUAAGCCAAUUCAGAUUCUAUCUGGACCAUAG